UUCCCUAAAAAAAGACUGAAAAUGAAACAUUUCUUCUGCCAUUUGUACAAUUACUUGGAACCUAAAAACUAACAAAAGUUCUACUUUCAAACUUCUUUCCUUCAUUGGUUUGAAUGAUUCAUUGAAUUUGAACUCAAAACCCAACACAAACACUGACUCCUCUCAGUCAUUCACUGACUGACCGAUUCCUUGUCUAGAAAAAUGCAUUCAACACUUCAUACCAAAUCCUCGUUAACUCCAUCGCCUUCAUCAUCAAAAGAUCAUUGUAUCCUUCAUCUUCAUCAUCUUCAUUACCAUUAGCUGAUCAGCAUGAUGAUGUUAUGUUCUUGUUAUGAUGAAGAAGACACUGUUGUGGGAAUGUGGACAUUAGAUGAUAUUCAUCAUCUGCAGAAAGUAAGUGAUUUAUUAAUAGCAACAGCUUACUUCUCAAUUCCAUUAGAGUUAUUCUACUUUGUGAGCUGUUCGAUCAUAUUUCCAUUCAAAUGGAUCUUAACUCAGUUUGGUGCUUUCAUAAUAUUAUGUGGUUUAACUCAUUUCUUAACUAUUUUCACUUAUGAUCCACAUACUUAUAAGCUCAUGUUGUCUUUAACAAUCCUCAAGUCAUUAACAGCUCUUGUUUCUUGCAUUACUUCGAUUACGUUUGUUACGUUGAUACCUAUGUUGUUAAAAGUUAUGAUUAGAGAGGGUUUGUUGAUUAAGAAAACUGAAGAACUUGAUAGAGAAAUGGUGUUGAUCAAGAGAAAGGAAGAGACUAGUUAUUAUGUUCGAAUGUUGACUCGAGAGAUUAGGAGGUCGCUUGAUCGCCAUACAAUUUUGCAUACGACUCUUGUGGAGUUGUCGAAGUGUUUGUUCUUGGAGAAUUGUGUGAUUUUGAUGCCGGAUGAGGUUAAUUUCGUGAUGAAUUUUACUCAUGAGUUGAGGAGAAGAGAUGGGUUUGUUUCGGUUAGAAUGGAUGAUCCGGAGGUGGUUGAGAUUGUGCAAGAAUGUGGAGUUAGAAUUUUGGGGUCUGGGUCUAGGUUGCGCGGAUUGGUGGGGAGGGGGUCUGGAGUUGCGAUUCGAAUGCCGUUGCUUAAGAUUUCCAGUUUUAAUGGUGGUACGCCAAAGACGAUCGAGGCGUGUUGUUAUGCGGUUUUGGUUUUGGUGCUUCCUGUUGAGGUGAAUAGGUGUUGGAAUUCUCAAGAGCUUGAGAUUGUUGAGGUUGUGGCGGAUCAAGUGGCUGUGGCGUUGUCGCAUGCUGCUGUUUUGGAGGAAUCUUUGCUGAUCAAAGAGCAACUCGUGGAACAGAACAUUGCUUUGCGGAAAGCUAGAAAGAUGGCUUUGAUGGCAAAUGAAGCAAAAUGUUCAUUCCGGAGUGCGAUGUGUAGAAAAAUGGUAUCGCCUGCACGGUCGAUAGCUUCUGUUCUGUCAGCUUUGCAGCUUGAGAAUUUUAAAUCAGAGGAACAGAAAAGGUUGGUUGACACAAUUGCAAAAGGAGGGCUUCUUAUUUCUGCUAUAGUAGAAGAUGCAACUGGAGUUUCGGGGCUAAGUGACAGUAAAUUGGAACUGAAAUCGCGCAAUUUCAGUCUUUACGCUAUGUUGAAAGAAGCUGCAAAUGUAUCAAAGCUGUUAUGUGCUUGCAAGAAGUCGGAUUUUGAAAUUAUAGUCUCUGCACAAGUUCCUGACAAAGUUAUUGGGGAUGAAACGCGAAUUCUUCAAGCUAUUCUCUAUAUGGUUGGAAAAAUUCUGGGUGUUGGAGAUUGUAGCGUCGUAGUUUUCCAGAUUUACGCUGAGAAUGAUUUGCAGGAUGGUUUGGAUCCUAAGUACUUUGCUUGGAAGCAGGAUCCAGUUCCCAAAUUUGCUUACUUACAUUUCGAAGUGUGCAGAAGGGAUUUGAGAGAAGGUGGCGGUUCAAGUCUAUGGAUACGGAAUGAGAAUGAGCAUUUUGGUAAUGCAGAUGGCGGUCGAGGGACUCAAUUCAAUAUUUGUGAAAAGCUGGCUGAGCUAAUGCAGGGAUCUGUAUCUGUUAGCCGUUUUCCUCAUAGCCUCGGUGGAACCAUGAACUUCAGAAUCAGACUACAGCUUAAAAGAUCAGAAGAAGGUCUUAUUAACCCAAUGUGUUCGGAUCCUGAAACCGUGCGAUCAAUUUUGAAUGGAAUGAAUACUCUCCUCUUAGAUCGCGAUGGUUUUAACCAAUCCAUCACCAAAAAACUUCUUGAAAAACUAGAAUGCCAUGUCACUGUUGUCAGCUCUUGGUAUCAAUGUGCACAGUCCCUUCUCCAAGAUGGUAAUACCCAUCACCUGUUACUACUAGACAUAGGAAUGCUUAAAGAAGAGGGACACCGCGUGUUCGAUACGCUUGGAAGAUUGAAUACCCGUCCUAUGGUUAUCGCGAUGACAGCAUUGAAAUCUGAUAGAGUAACCCGAGACUGGUGUAUUCAGAAUGGGAUCAAUGGUGUUAUAUGCAAACCAGUUAUACUGCAGGAGAUGGAAGACGAGUUGCAUAGAAUUUCUCAACUUGCAACAAAGACUCGUUCGCCUCCCUUCACACUAUAAGAGAUUACUGGUCUCUUUAGUCGAUUUUUCGCUCUUUUUUUGUAGAGAGAACUUUCCCCUGUGUAGUUUUGGUACAUGGUUUCUUAGACAUUGCAAGAAAAAGACUGACAGAAGAUUGGGAAUUUGAGUGAUAUGUAUAUGAUUCUGUCUAUUACAGUAGCUUUAGCAUAUGAUUCUUUGUUACUUAGAAUUUCA
Molecule: messenger RNA, 2727 nt
Organism: Papaver somniferum (opium poppy)
Lineage: Eukaryota; Viridiplantae; Streptophyta; Magnoliopsida; Ranunculales; Papaveraceae
Product: ethylene receptor 2-like
Exons: 2
Coding region: 310-2532 (740 amino acids)
Biological process (GO): phosphorelay signal transduction system; response to ethylene
Cellular component (GO): endoplasmic reticulum membrane; endoplasmic reticulum
Molecular function (GO): protein binding; ethylene receptor activity; ethylene binding
Source: RefSeq, a predicted model, not a curated record